This is a messenger RNA of Talaromyces atroroseus, 966 nucleotides long. RefSeq lists its product as hypothetical. Lineage: Eukaryota; Fungi; Ascomycota; Eurotiomycetes; Eurotiales; Trichocomaceae. Bases 1 to 966 code for a protein of 321 amino acids. The record is from RefSeq and is a predicted model, not a curated record. Gene Ontology annotation, cellular component: Dsc E3 ubiquitin ligase complex. The transcript has 2 exons. Gene Ontology annotation, biological process: protein processing; SREBP signaling pathway.
AUGACAACCCCAGAUGCAUUCAGGGAUGCCGAGCACUUCACUGAUGUCUCUGGCAUCCCGGAUGUGGCCAACGUCGCUGAUGGCGACUGCUCGUCAUCGCCCGCCCAGCAGGAUCUGAGGCGGAAGGUGCAACGGAGGGCGAAGAUUGCCUUGAUUGAUCGUCUACUGCGCGAGCUCGACAUUGUGAUUUACUGCGAGCUGGCGGCUUUGUAUUAUAUGGACUGUGCUUUUUUCCUCUUUGCCCUACGCCUUAUUGUACAACUUAUAUUCUUCACGCCGAAAGCUCCUCCGUUCGACCCGACUAGAAGCCAACCCUUCAUUGGCGCCAUCUUCGGCAGCAAUUUGAUGUGCAUAUUUCUACAUAUUAUCGCCAUCCAUCCAAGUGCAGGCGAGGAAACACGAGGCUACCUCCAUGGUGGUCUUUUCAUUGAUUUUGUGGGUCAGAAGGCCCCCGUAUCGCGAAUACGACUCGUUAUGUUUGAUUUUCUUGUCAUGCUUGUGCACCUUGUUAUGCUGGGACUGGUGGUGGAACGAGUGCGAACAGAUACAGAUCACCAGACGACGGGGAACGAUGAAUCGACAUCAGCGGACAGCGCGAAUCCCGAACAAGAUUAUGAUGCCGAAGAGAGAGGAAUUUUGAGAAGUGAAACAAAUAAUGACUCUUCUUCUGCCUCCUCAGGGUCACGGGACUCGAGUCUCGAGCGAACGGUGUUACUAGCUGAACCUGAUGAGGACGGCUCAAGCCCCAUAUCUAGAAACAUGCAUCCAUUAGACACCCUUUUUUCGGGCGCAGCGCUGAUAAUGGACAUGGGCUUGCUCGACACGAUACGUGAUCAAUGGAGAUACAAUGCAGCCGCUCGGCCACGUACCUCGUUUACGCCUUCGCGAGAGACGACAACGUUUCUCCGAGAACAUCUUGGUGUUAGCGUGGGACCCGAUGGUCGUGUUCUUAGGUUUCAACGAUGA